Messenger RNA from Helobdella robusta, 162 nucleotides. RefSeq lists its product as hypothetical. Gene Ontology annotation, cellular component: aryl hydrocarbon receptor complex; nucleus. The annotation marks the transcript as partial. Gene Ontology annotation, biological process: regulation of transcription by RNA polymerase II. The record is from RefSeq and is a predicted model, not a curated record. The transcript has a single exon. Gene Ontology annotation, molecular function: protein dimerization activity; nuclear receptor activity; transcription cis-regulatory region binding. NCBI's taxonomy places the organism in Eukaryota, Metazoa, Annelida, Clitellata, Rhynchobdellida, Glossiphoniidae.
AAAAGCAAUCCAAGCAAACGACAUAGGGAGCGACUGAACUCUGAACUCGAUCGCUUGGCCGAAUUGCUGCCUUUUGAUACGAACGUCAUUGCCAAGUUAGACAAGCUAUCCGUCCUCAGGUUGGCUGUUAACUACCUCAGGACCAAAAGCUACUUCCAAGGU